Orbilia oligospora ATCC 24927 is the source of this 858-nucleotide messenger RNA. RefSeq lists its product as uncharacterized. The coding region runs from base 1 to 858 and encodes 285 amino acids. The transcript has a single exon. The record is from RefSeq and is a predicted model, not a curated record. Lineage: Eukaryota; Fungi; Ascomycota; Orbiliomycetes; Orbiliales; Orbiliaceae.
AUGUCUUCAUCAACAAACACCACCAAUCACCACCUCCCCACAUCUCAAGCCUACGAUCUAUGGUCGCAAGUCUACGACACUGACGGAAACGUCCUACAACAGUUAGAUGACAUUUACAUCUCCACUACCCUUCCACGGUUGAUCACGCCGGAUUGUACGGUUGUAGAACUAGGUUGUGGUACCGGGAGGAAUACGCUAAAACUUGUGGAAUACGGAGCGGGUCGUGUACUCGCUGUUGAUAAUUCCAGGGGGAUGUUGGAGAAACUUGUUGAGAAACUUGGGGUUCUUGGUGGGAAGGACGAGAGGGUGGAGGUUUUUGAGGUUGAUUUGAAUACUUUUUCUUCGACUUCUUCUACUUCGAAUACUACCGCUAUUUCUACUUCUACUAGCGAUAGAGAUGAGAGGGGGGAUGGUAGUGGCGAACAAAAGUUUAAGAAAGCACUGGAAGGGAAUGAAAUAAACGGAGUAGUAUCAACAUUAGUCCUCGAACACCUCGAACUCUCUACAUUCUUCUCAGCGGUAUCAAAGAUCCUACCCCAGACGGGAUGGUUACUACUCACGAACAUGCAUUGGGAAAUGGGUUCCAUCUCAUCGGCGGGGUUCCUCGAUACGACCACCGGGAAGAAAGUUAAACCGGUAUCGAUUAAUCAUACCAAAGAAGAGAUAUUGGAGGAAGCUGGGAAAUGGGGGUUUGUGGUUGAAGAAGAAGAAGAAGGAGGUGGCGGUCAUGGGGGAGUGGAGGAGACGGGGAUUAGGGAUUUGGAACAUGCGAAGGGGUUCGGGAGGAGAGCUGAGAAGUGGGUGGGGGUUUUGAUGCAUGUUGGGGUUGUUUUUAGACGUGUGUCCCUUGUAGGAUAG